Messenger RNA from Paralichthys olivaceus (Japanese flounder), 1122 nucleotides. Lineage: Eukaryota; Metazoa; Chordata; Actinopteri; Pleuronectiformes; Paralichthyidae. The record is from RefSeq and is a predicted model, not a curated record.
CGGCAUCUCUGCACGUUGACAGUUACAAUCUUGUUGUGAUGUGUUAGCAUGUGCUUGCUAAGGUCUAAAAGGAACAAGCACUGUAAACAGUCACAGCUCAACACGUGCAAGUGGCCAUAUCAGGAAGUGACUGUGUGUCAGGUGCCUGUGGCGGAGGGGAAGAGUGUGCAGCAGACAGUGGACAUCCUGCACAAGAAACUGGAGCAGCUGGGUGCAGUGAAGCAGGGCAGCUUCUGUGUGGACUGUGAGACCUACCAUGCCACAGGAAAUGUCAGCGGUCAGCCCACCAAGCUCUUAUACGUGAUGCACAACUCUGAAACUCCCCUGAGCUGCUUGGCUCUGUUUGAAGGUGGACCGUGCCUUGUAGCGGAUGCAAACUUUGAUGUCCUCAUGGUGAAACUAAAAAGCCACUUCCAGAAUGCCAAGGGGCACAAGGUGGAGUGUCGUGGUUCGAGAUACCGCUACUGUGACUUUUUGAUAAAAGUUGGUACUGUGACAAUGAGCUCCAGUGCCAGAGGAAUAUCAGUAGAGGUGGAGUACUGUCCCUGUGUGGUUCCAGGAGACUGCUGGAAUCUCAUGAAGGAGUUCAUGCAGUCCUUUCUUGGUCCCAGCAUCGCUGAGCUGCCGUCUGUGUUUGUUGCCAAGCCUGAAGGCCUCUUCGCACCAGCUGACUGCGUCGACACCAUGACUCAAUACCUGGAGUUGUUUAACAAACUUCGUAAAAUGCAAAUGCCAGGAAGUAAUGUGCGUUGAACUGUCACGUGUUUUUGGAGAGAUUUUUUUAUCUUUGUAUUGAUGUUGCUUUGAUUCUGGUCCUAUGGAUAUGAAUGAUAUCUGGGUAUUUUUGAAAGCCCAGGAUUUUUUAUUUCUAUUUCUGGAGCCUCAAUUGUGUUACACCCCCAUUUGAUGAAAACAUAUUGUAUUAAAGAGACCAAGUAGAGAAAAGAAGCCAGAAUUUGUGUUUCUGACUGUUAACACUGUGCUAAUCCAUAAACAUACAAUGAUGAGGCACAUAUGAAUAUUUCAAAUGUCUUAGUGGCUUUAUUUCUCAAAAGCUUUAAUGUGCUUUUCAAUAUCUGUAACAUAUGCAGCAUUUUUAACAUAAAGGGAAAUGACGAAUAA